Morchella sextelata is the source of this 270-nucleotide messenger RNA. RefSeq lists its product as uncharacterized. The transcript is spliced from 4 exons. The coding region runs from base 1 to 270 and encodes 89 amino acids. Lineage: Eukaryota; Fungi; Ascomycota; Pezizomycetes; Pezizales; Morchellaceae. The record is from RefSeq and is a predicted model, not a curated record.
AUGGAACCCCUAGUCUACAUGUACUCUACUGGUGCUGCAGAGUGGGGUGCGAAGAAAGCGAGGGAGUGUUUCUCACGUACACAGAACAAGUCACGCAGAGGUUCCAAACAGUGGUCUGGGAAAACCGGUAGACUUUGCCGCUCGCGUUCCAGAGGAACUCUCCACGUUUCUCUCUCCUUACUCAAGUUGAAUAACAAAAUAAAGCUCUUUCCGAAACCUUUCAAAGAUGACUAUUCACUUGUAUCAAUCAUGGUUCCCUCUUUCCAAUAG